CGCCCGGCGCGGCCCGGCGGGGCCCAGGAGCCCGGGCAGGGCCCGGGGCGCGACGCCGCUCCGGCCCGCGGGUGGCCCCGCUGCAGGGCGGCAUCGCGGGCGGCCUGGCGCUCUCGGCGUGAGCGCGUCCGGCGGCGGCCCCCGCGCCAGGAAGAUGAAGUCGUACCAGAAGCUGACGACGGCCGUGCCGCAGCCGGCGGCCUGCGGGCUGGAGGAGGAGGGGGCCGCCCCGAAAGCCGCCUGCCGCGGGAAGCUGGCCCCGUGGUGGGUGGGCAGCGGGCUGCUGGUGGCGGCCGUGCUGCUGAGCGCCGUCACCGUGUGGGUGCUGCGGCAGGUGUCCAGGGGCUGGCACGUGCCCGCGCCGCCCCCGAAAUGCCUCCUGGUGCCCGAGAGCCACCGCUUCGACUGCUACCCGGAGACGCGCGUGGUGGUGACCCAGGAGCUCUGCGAGAGCCGCGGGUGCUGCUUCAUCGAGACCCCGCUGCCGGCGGGCGGCAAGAGGGGGGUGCCCUGGUGCUUCUACCCCCGCGACUUCCCCAGCUACGCGCUGCAGAGCCUCAACCAGAGCGCGCUGGGCAUGGUGGGCCGGCUGGUGCGCAGGCAGAAGGCCUACUACCCCCGGGACAUCGAGACGCUGCGCCUGGACGUGGAGUUCGAGACGGACACGCGGCUGCACCUCAAGAUAACCGAUGCUGCCAACCCUCGGUACGAGGUUCCCCUCGAGGUUCCCCAGGCGACGAAGAGGGCGGAAAAUCCCAUCUACAGCGUGGAGUUGUCCCGGGACCCCUUCGGGGUGCUGCUGCGGCGCAGGGCGACGGGCACGGUGCUGCUCAACACCACCGUGGCUCCCUUGAUCUUUGCCGACCAGUUUCUCCAGAUUUCUACCGCCCUCCCGUCGCCGUUCCUCUACGGGCUGGGGGAGCAUCGCAGCAGCCUCCUGCACAGCCUCGACUGGAGCACCCUGACGCUGUGGGCCCGGGACGUCUCCCCCGCGGAAUCGUUCAACCUGUAUGGAGCUCACCCCUUCUACCUGGUGAUGGAGCAGGGUGGAGAUGCUCACGGUGUUUUCCUCCUCAACAGCAACGCGAUGGAGGUGGCUCUGCAGCCUGCCCCAGCCCUGACCUGGAGGACCAUUGGGGGUGUUUUGGAUUUUUACAUCUUCCUAGGGCCUGACCCCAACAUGGUCAUCCAGCAGUACCAGCAGGUGAUAGGUUUCCCAGCCAUGCCGCCCCUCUGGGGACUAGGUUUCCACCUCUGCCGCUGGGGGUAUGGAUCAAGCAAUGAAACCUGGCAGACUGUGAAAGCCCUGAGGAAUUACCAGAUCCCACAGGAUGCACAGUGGAACGACAUUGAUUAUAUGAACGGAUACCGGGACUUCACCUUCGAUCCCGAGAAGUUCGCCUCCCUCCCCUCGCUGGUGGAAGAUCUCCACAAACACGGCCAGCGCUACGUUAUGAUUUUGGAUCCCGGUAUCAGCAGCACCAACCCUCACGGCUCCUACUGGCCUUUCGACGAAGGGUUGAGACGGGGGUUGUUCAUAAAUACCACCCAAGGGCAGCCACUGAUAGGACAGGUGUGGCCUGGCUUCACUGCAUUCGCAGACUUCUCCAACCAGGACACCCACCAGUGGUGGCUGGAGAACCUGCAGCGUUUCCAUGCCCAGGUGCCCUUCGAUGGCCUCUGGAUCGACAUGAAUGAGCCAUCCAACUUCCUAGAUGGGUCUGAAGAUGGCUGCCCCCCAGGAGACCUUGAAAGCCCACCAUACAUGCCAGCUGUGCUGGGAGAUUCACUCUCCGCAAAGACGGUGUGUGUCUCGGCGAAGCAGAGCAUCUCAGUGCACUACAACCUCCACAACCUCUACGGGCUGAUGGAAGCCAAGGCAACAGCAAGUGCCUUGGUCCAGAUCCGAGGGAAGCGCCCACUCGUCAUCUCUCGCUCCACCUUCCCCAGCCAGGGCCGCUACUCAGGACACUGGCUGGGAGACAACCGGAGCCAGUGGAAGGACAUGUAUUACUCCAUCCCAGGGCUGCUGAGCUUCAGCCUCUUCGGGAUCCCACUGGUCGGGGCGGACAUCUGCGGCUUCUCUGGCAGCACCUCGGAGGAGCUGUGCACCCGCUGGACGCAGCUCGGCGCCUUCUACCCCUUUGCCCGGAACCACAACACCCAGAACGAGAAGGCCCAAGACCCGACGGCGUUCAGCCCCGCGGCACGGACGGCCAUGAAGGACGUGCUGCUGACCCGCUACUCCUUGCUGCCUUUCCUCUACACGCUUUUCCACCGUGCCCACCUGCAAGGAGACACCGUCGCCCGGCCCCUCUUCUUCGAGUUCCCCCAGGAUGUGACCACGUACGGGAUGGACAGGCAGUUCCUGUGGGGACGGGGCCUGCUGGUGACGCCGGUGCUGGAGCCCGGGGCGGACUCGGUCAUGGGCUAUUUCCCCCGAGGCGUGUGGUACGACUUCUACACGGGCUCAUCCGUGAACAGCAGUGGGGAGACGCUGAAGAUGUCGGCUCCCCUGGACCACCUCAACCUGCACGUCCGGGAGGGUGCCAUCCUCCCCACCCAGAAACCUGGGAUCACUACUGAAGCGAGCCGAGGGAACCCCCUCCGCCUGAUCGUGGCCUUGUCCCAGAGUGCCACCGCCUGGGGUGACCUCUUCUGGGAUGACGGCGAGAGUCUGGACACCUUUGAGCGGGGAAGCUACUCCUACCUGGUGUUCAACGUCACACAGAACAUCUUCACCUCCACCGUCCUCCACGCCAGCGCGGAGGCCACAUACGUCACCAUAGACACGCUGAGAAUCUUUGGCGUUCGGGAGCGCCCCAACAAGGUCAUCCUGAACGGCCAGGAGAAGCCCUUCUCCUACCUGGACCCCCAGGUCCUCACCGUGAGCAACCUUGGCCUCAGCCUCAGCCAGGGCUUCUCCCUGCGGUGGCUGUGAGCACCGGGUGUUGGGGGGAGGAGGUGCCGCCAUCCCGCACCGUCGCCGAGGGCCGUGACUGGGACACGCUCGCUCGCUCGCUCGCUGCUUCGGCCCUCGAGGCUGGGCUGCCGCCGCGGAGGAGGCGGCAGGGACUGUGGCCCGCCAUGACACGUGCACGCUGCCCUGCGCCAGCGCGGGGGACGCCGAGGGCCUCGGGGCUGGAUGCGCGGGGAGGGGGACCUGGCCACCCGUGCGUCCCCCCCCCUCCCCGCAGCUGCACACCGGCAUGGGGGCCGAGCCGUGGGGCGCCCCCGUCCCAUCCGCAAUAAAGGCACGUGGAGAGCUUGA
Molecule: messenger RNA, 3271 nt
Organism: Dromaius novaehollandiae (emu)
Lineage: Eukaryota; Metazoa; Chordata; Aves; Casuariiformes; Dromaiidae
Product: lysosomal alpha-glucosidase-like
Exons: 20
Coding region: 155-2941 (928 amino acids)
Biological process (GO): carbohydrate metabolic process
Molecular function (GO): alpha-1,4-glucosidase activity; carbohydrate binding
Source: RefSeq, a predicted model, not a curated record